AUGCAAGCGUCCAACAACCAUUGUCGGAUAUGUGGAGCUCCCGCAGUUUAUGCAUAUUAUGGCGUGGUAUCAUGUCAAUCGUGUAAGAUGUUUUUCAGACGAAACGCUGAUAAUCACAAAGUGACAGCGUCGUGUAAUUCCAAUGGUCAAUGUGAAAUCAAUAUUAAUACUCGACAUGUAUGCGGUGCAUGUCGAUUGAAGAAGUGCACUAUGUGUGGAAUGACUACCGACAAAUUUCGAGCACCAAUAAUACGUCGACCAAACAAAUCAGUUCUGGUCAGUCGUCAAGUCCAGAAGCUACCAUCAAGAAACCUUCUCGACGCAGAUCAAUCGCUGUUAGACACGAGUCAAUGGACACUUCUCUCAAAUUUAUUGAAUACCUUCCAAGAAUGUGAAAUAUUCUCGAUUAGUCAACGUUUAUGUGAUACUCAUCAUUUAACUGACUAUUCAAAUGAAAAAUACCAAUCGUUAAUCGAUGACUUCGUAUCAUGUACUUAUAAAACAACGGAGAAAUAUCUCCGUAUGAAUCAUGACUUUUCAAAAUUGCCGUUUGAUGAUCGGGCGAUAGUACUUCGAAAUGCUGCUCACAAAAUAUCUUCGCUUUUUCAAACUCGUUAA
Molecule: messenger RNA, 618 nt
Organism: Adineta ricciae
Lineage: Eukaryota; Metazoa; Rotifera; Eurotatoria; Adinetida; Adinetidae
Source: the annotation of a GenBank genome assembly